This is a messenger RNA of Mastomys coucha (southern multimammate mouse), 5904 nucleotides long. It is a transcript of the gene Cmtm4, whose product is annotated as CKLF like MARVEL transmembrane domain containing 4. Lineage: Eukaryota; Metazoa; Chordata; Mammalia; Rodentia; Muridae. Gene Ontology annotation, cellular component: membrane. The transcript has 4 exons. The record is from RefSeq and is a predicted model, not a curated record. Bases 223 to 849 code for a protein of 208 amino acids.
GCCGGCGCGCGGCUCCCGCCUCCUUCCCUCGGCGCCCGCUCCCGCCUCCCUCCCUUUCCGCUGCCGAGGCGGCGGGAGCCGAGCCCCAGCGGACCGAGCCGCGGCCGCAGCGGGCGGCGGGCGCAGAGGCGGCGGCGGGGUGGUCUGGCGACGGCGAUGCGGCGGCCGCUCUGAGCCUGCCCGCUCCAGGCGCCGGGGGAACCGGCCGCGCGGGGCGGCAGCAUGCGGGGCGGCGAGGAGCUGGACGGCUUCGAGGGCGAGGCCUCGAGCACCUCCAUGAUCUCGGGCGCCAGCAGCCCGUACCAACCCACCACCGAGCCGGUGAGCCAGCGCCGCGGGCUGGCCGGCCUGCGCUGCGACCCCGACUACCUGCGCGGCGCGCUCGGCCGCCUCAAGGUCGCCCAAGUGAUUUUGGCCCUGAUUGCAUUUAUCUGCAUCGAGACUAUCAUGGAGUGCUCCCCGUGCGAAGGCCUCUACUUCUUUGAGUUCGUAAGCUGCAGUGCAUUUGUGGUGACUGGGGUCCUGCUGAUUCUCUUCAGCCUCAACCUUCAUAUGAGGAUCCCCCAGAUCAACUGGAAUCUAACAGAUUUGGUCAACACUGGACUCAGCACUUUCUUCUUCUUUAUCGCCUCAAUUGUAUUGGCUGCUCUAAACCAUAAAACCGGAGCAGAAAUUGCUGCCGUGAUAUUUGGCUUCUUGGCAACAGCAGCCUAUGCAGUGAGCACGUUCCUGGCCGUGCAGAAAUGGAGAGUCAGCAUCCGCCAGCAGAGCGCCAAUGACUACAUCCGCGCUCACACCGAGUCGAGAGAUGUGGACAGCCGCCCUGAGAUCCAGCGCCUGGACACAUGAGAACAUCUGGAGUCCUCCCACUGCCCUCAUGCCCGUCCUUCUAAUCAAAUUUUCUUUCUCUUAGCACGUCAGAUUUUUGUGUGAACCAGCUGAAUUUUGUCCUGUUCGGUAAAAGUUCACUUUGGGAAAGGUUGCCUAGAGAGGCCCAGUGACUGAUCUGUGAUGGGCCAAAGAGGCCAGGUCCUCUGGCAUUGGGUGCCUGUAGGAGCAGCCAACUUUAUUGACUGCUCUAGGUCUUAACUGUCCAUCUCAGAAUGCACCGUCUCACCUGACUCUGAGCCACCCUGUCAUGUGUAUUUGUGAUGAGUCAAAACCUUAUUAAAUGGCAUUGAGAAGGGAAAUCUAUGUCACAAGACAGAAGCACAGGGACGGGACAGCCAGUGAGGUACGUGGACAGUGAGCUGGGGUGCUGAGUCUGUUAGACCCACCCUCCUUGUGCUCUAUUCCCAGAGCAUCUAGGCAGGCAGCAUGGUCAGAGUGGGACUCUGAGGGUUGACGAAAGGAUGUGCUCCUGUAACUUCCUUGCCAGGCUUGUAUGUUACAGGGAUAGGAAAAGCUAGUGUCCUAUGGGGACAGCUCUGUGAGACUGACUCCCCCCCAGAACAGUGACCAUUUGUCUCCUGCCCUGCUGAGAAAUCACUUGAUUCUUCCUCACGUGAAUCACCUUCCUGUGAGCCAUACUUACCUUCCAGGAUGGGGGAACAUCAUGUUUGCUGGGGUCCUGCCUACCUUACUUAAAUAUCCUGAGGCUGAGGUGCAGUUUCGGCACUUUUACCUUCUCAGGUGAAAGCUGCAGAGGAAGCAGCCUUCCCGUUAGCCCAGGCACUUUGUCCACUUGCUGGUCUUAUAGAUCACAUGUGUGUAUGUGUGUGUUACAGAGUGGCACACUCAAACUCACACUUCUAUUGUGUGGACAUGUGUAAUUUUCUGAAUAUCUGAGACAAGCUCUAAAGUGAUUUCGACCGAGUCAGUUUAUCUAGGAUUUGGAAAUACUUGAAUCUGCACUAGGAUGCGUCCUUCCACAGAUGUUCCAUAAGGCACUGCUGCCAUUCUGGGCACCGGAGUGUCUUCACUAUGAUCAAAAGUCCUGGAACAUGUUAGGAAUCCUAGUUCUAUAUGGCUUUUGGAUUGGUUCUUGAUAAACUGAAGAUUAUUUUUAUGCUGAGUGAAUUAAACAGGCCCCUAUGAUGCUGUAAUUUUGUUGCUAGAGACUAUAUUUUUUUUGGAAAGUUGUUUUAACAUGUCAGGUUCUCACUCUGAACUGUUGAUGUUUACAGAUCUUGUAGCUCUAAGAUUUUGUGGCUAGCCUCACCAAGGAGAAGAUAUGGCUGGCGGGAGGAUAGUGUGGUGGUAGGUGUGGUGGUAGAGAGCCCCCACUGUCACCUAAGGACUGUUCACAACCUGAGCGCUGUCCUUCGUAGUUUAUAACCCAGAAGUGGGUGGCAAGGCUGGGGAGGAGUCUGAGGAGGUGCUCCCUGGGCAUUAUUCAGGUAAGAGCAGUGUCAUAAGGUUGAAUGGCAAAGAGUGGCUAUUGUCAGACCCCACUGCAGGGCUCAGGAGUCCACAGGAAAUAGGGUCAGCCUGUGUCUAAUUGGGGGCAGGGUGGGGGAGUACUAGGAGCUGGCUCCCUAAACCCAAUAUCCAGUGUAAUCCAGUUCUGCUGCAGUUCCAGGUUGGCAGUAGUCCAGUCCCAUGUUCAGAGGAUGACCCAGCUAGUCUGGUAUACCUCCCCUCCCUGCUUCUCUUCUCCUCCAGAGGUCAGCCAGGGUCUGGCCCUUGCCCAGCUCCUGAUGGAGAGCUUUCUGUUUGCUGGACGUGUUGAAUCAGUCGGUCAGUGCACAUUGUGCUUUACCAACCGGAACCUGUUGUGUGUUGUGAUAUGGGGGGAUGGAUGCCAUCUUGAUUUUUAUCUGUUAGUUUUACAUUUUGCCUUUGUUGAGUAUGCCUAUAUAAUUAAAAUCGAGCUUUUCUGCCUCAGAGAAUUCCCUUUAAAACAGGGUUGCAAAGACUCGAUCAGUAUCAGCGUCCCACUUGGAAGGACCACCCUUAUGGGCCUCAGGAAAACGCCACCUUUGAAGUGAGGCAGAAGAAAAGAAGCAUUCAGAUGGGGUUUCUGCUCAUUUUUCCAUGGCCCUUCAAUAAACCCGUUUUAUCCUGUGAUGAAAGGAGGCCUUCUGAGGAAGCGUUGUUGGCUGAAAGAAAUGAUCCUGAGACCCACUGAGACCAUGAAUACCAAUAAAUGAUAAAAUGUGGUUUCUUAGGGCCUAAGAGACUUGAGAGCAGUUUGCAUCUUAGUGACAGAAUCAUUGUAAUAUUUGUAUCCUGGUAAUUAUUUAAUAUCCUUUGUGCUAUGAAGCCCCCCCACCCCCGUGACUUUUGUAUAUGUAUUUCCUUGUGCUAUUUAACUAGCUCCAAAGAGGCCGAACAUGGCUUGUGCAUGUUCUAAUAGUGUGAUGCACAGCCCUCCUCGCCUUUACAGUCAGUGUGGUGAGGAAAAGCCAUGAAGGUAAUAUGGCUGUCAGUGGUGAAUGCAGAGACGCCUGUAAUCUUUCCUGUGUGCCUCUGUACAAACAGAAGGUAAUAGAUUUGAGGUUUUUAAAACAACCUCUGUAAAUUGAAAAAGGCAUAUUUUUGUAUUUAUUAAGUCUACUGUGGACCAAUGCCACUUAGGUUUGGAGCAUUGUAAGUCAAACUUAUCAGUCUCCAUUUCCUGAUGGGAUGGAAUUCACUUUCUCAGUUGGAGAAAACACGACAAGAAAUGCAGUUGUUGGGAACAUCUGGUGUGUUCAUGGAGACCUGGGGUUGCAACCCUCUGGCAUUUGGUGGUUUGGAUGGAUAUUAACUCACCUUCACAGACAGUGCAUUUUGGCAUGGUUUAUCUCGACUGAAUGCCAGCUACCACUUUUCUCUACCUUCCCUGCCAAAGGCUCAGAGGGUAAGACUGCAGUCAAGAAAACCUAAAGAUACGUAUUGGCUCCUAGGAAAGGCAAACAUAGUGAGGUAAUGAAUUCUUUUCAGAGAAGUUCUGCUUAAAGUAGAUAGCCAUGCAGUGCAGAUUGCUUUUUUCUACAGAAAAAGCAAGAAUGCAGUAAGCUGCCCACAUCUUUCUUAGCAAUAUGCUAAAGUACCAGCGUGGGCAGAGCCUGGGCAUAGGAACCAGCAAGGAUGAACUACUCACUGAGCUCUCUGAGAAGGACCAUAGGCUCCUUCUCUAGACCCUUGCAGAAGACUUACGGGCAGGCCUGGUAUGCCUGGCCUCCCACCCUGUUCUCCAUGCUUCUGGAGAGGAUUUCAUGACUCAGUUGAAAACAUUUCUCUCUCUUUUCUUCCUUCCUUCCUUCCUUCCUUCCUUCCUUCCUUCCUUCCUUCCUCCUUCCUUCCUUCCUUUCUUUCUUUCUUUCUUUCUUUCUUUCUUUCUUUCUUUCUUUCUUUCUUUCUUUCUUUCUAAAUUUAAAUUUCUUUUAUCUUUGAAGUUUUUCUGUUGGUUCAGGCAGUCUUAGAAGAAAUGAAGACCUAACUCUCUUGUCCCUGCAUGUAUGUGAAUUCUUGCUGUGAAUGAGUCUUGACCAUCCCUCUAUGUGACACAAACUCACCUUCUCUUGUAGAUUUGCAUGUACUGUUUGGAGGAAAUCUCUUGCCUAUCUAAGAGGGGGCCUGAGGAUUCAUCCCUGCUCGUGUCAGAUUCCCUGUGGGUCAGUCUUAGGAACAUGGAGACUUGUGUCCAACCUGUAGUGACAUAGGUGGUCCCUACUCUGCCAUCUGUGUUCAAAACACAGAAGUCCCAUGCCUAGGAUGCUCCUACCUAGCUGCCUUUUUCUGAAUAUGUCAUCUACACAGCAACAGUGACAUUAAACAGGUAACAGUGAGGCGUGGGGGGCAUAUACUUUCUAUGUAGAGAAUUGUUGACUGAUUCUCAUGAGCUCAAAAAAAAAAAAAUGCUGCUUCUAGUGUGCAAAGUUUCCAGGUACCUUUUAGUUCCUCAUAAAGUUGCAGAGUCUGAGGUUCCUCUUGCUGUCUGGUUUUAUCAGCACCAACCCCAUAGCAGGGCCAGCUGGGCAGAGUCUAGUUUGGUGGACACAUGAAGUUUGCAUGACAGGGGGCUGGGGCUAGGGGAGGAGGCUUCAGCAGCCGCAGUGGGGCGACAUAGCACUUGAUGUGUUGUUCAUAACCCCCGCUGCCCUAGAAACGUGUCCUUAGCCUCCCCCUCUUCAGACGAGUGAGGUCUUUUGUGCUCCUGAAUGGACUUGAGGGCAAGGGCUGAAUGUUGAGUCUGGUGCGGCAUAUAGUCUGGAUCUGAGCAGGUGACAGAUCUGCCUCAGGUGCACGCCAGGCAGGAUGCAGGCAUAACAGAUCUCUUCUCUGGGCUUUCUGACUCCUAAAAUCUAUUGUUUCUCUCUUCUCAGCAGACAUCUUUAAAAUAAUCAGUUUUAUGUGGUUGAGAAAGUAAUUUGGAAUGUCUGACCUAUCAAUGUUUAUGUAGACAUUGUCUCUGAAAGAAAGUAGCAUCAGUGUUAGAUCUAGAAUUUUCUUCUAAAAGGGGAUGUUGUAUUGGAUUUCUUGCUGAUCAGUAUAGCAUUGGAUAUAAGUUCUCAGGCUUUGGAACUUUUCUUUUUCCCUUUCUAGUUUUCUCCUAAGAGUAAAGGGGUGGAGGGGGCCCAAGCCCAUUGAGCUCAAAGCACUAGCCACUGCACAGAAUCAAAUUUAGACCAUAGGUUCUUGAACAGUAUGUUUGUGUCAUUAGUUUACCUUGUCUCCCUCUUUAUUGGCCUUGGUUAGGGGUUCAUAUCACUUGGACUGUGGAGCGCUAGCAGAACUUGUCUGGCUGUGGUUAUGGUAAGAACAUGUCUGGAGCCACCUCAGGGGUGAAAGCUUUGUUUUCUUUCGUAAUUGUGUCUGAUACCCCAGCAGGAAGUGCCUGGCCCCUCCUUUUUAAUCAGAAACCCAGGGAAUCUGCCUUGGAGAAAGGUCAGUGAAGGGAGACUUGUGGUCACACCAGCCCAAGGCAGGGCCAGGCCUGCUGGACGCUGCUUUCUUUUACCACCCAGCUUUGCUUCA